Peromyscus maniculatus bairdii (prairie deer mouse) is the source of this 1686-nucleotide messenger RNA. The record is from RefSeq and is a predicted model, not a curated record. NCBI's taxonomy places the organism in Eukaryota, Metazoa, Chordata, Mammalia, Rodentia, Cricetidae.
UAUUGCAGGGACCUAGUCUGGGAUAGGGAAGCAGGAUGUCACAGCUGAGCCUGUCCCGCCUGGGACUGGGGCCUGAGGUGGUCUCCCCAUGGCAGCUCCUGCUGCUGGCUGGGGCCCUCUGGCUCCUGGCCCGAAUUCUGACCCAGAUCUAUGCUACCUAUGGGAACUACCGUCACCUCCGUGGUUUCCCUCAGCCUCCCAAAAGGAACUGGCUUAUGGGCCAUGUGGGCAUGGUCACACCUACAGAGCAGGGCAUGAAGACACUGACCCAGCUGAUAGUCACCUACCCCCACGGCUUUAUGAUGUGGAUGGGCCCAAUGUUCCCCAUCAUCACUCUGUGCCACUCUGACAUCGUCCGAUCUGUCCUCAAUGCCUCAGCUGCAGUUUCUCUCAAGGAUGUGAUAUUCUACAGCUUUCUGAAACCUUGGCUGGGGGAUGGGCUCCUGCUGAGUGCUGGUGACAAGUGGAGCCGCCACCGGCGGAUGUUGACACCUGCCUUCCAUUUCAACAUCCUGAAGCCGUAUGUGAAGAUUUUCAAUGACAGCACCAACAUCAUGCACGCCAAAUGGCAGCACAUGAUCUCCAAAGGCAGCGCCCGUCUGGACAUGUUUGAACAUGUCAGCCUCAUGACUCUAGACAGUCUGCAGAAAUGUGUCUUCAGUUUUAACAGCAACUGUCAGGAGAAGCCUAGUGACUAUAUUGCUGCCAUCUUGGAGCUCAGUGCUCUAGUGGUCAAAAGGCACCAACAGCCUCUGCUGUACAUUGACCUGCUGUACAAUCUCACCCCCGAUGGGAUGCGCUUCCGUAAGGCCUGCAACUUGGUGCAUAAAUUCACUGAUGCUGUCAUCCAGAAGCGGCGCUGCACCCUCCCAGAUCAGGGUUUGGAUGAUUUCCUAAAGUCCAAGGCUGAGAACAAGACUUUGGAUUUCAUUGAUGUGCUGCUGUUGGUCAAGGAUGAAGAUGGAAAGGAGCUGUCAGAUGAGGACAUCCGAGCAGAGGCUGACACCUUCAUGUUUGAGGGCCAUGACACUACAGCCAGUGGGCUCUCCUGGGUCCUGUACAACUUGGCAAAGCACCCAGAGUACCAGGAGCGCUGCCGGCAGGAGGUGCAGGAGCUGCUGAGGGACCGAGAGCCUGAGGAGAUUGAAUGGGACGACCUGAACCAGAUGCCCUUCCUGACCAUGUGCAUCAAGGAGAGUAUGCGGCUGCAUCCCCCGGUCCCUGUCAUCUCCCGAUGCUGCACUCAGGACGUUGUGCUCCCAGAUGGCCGGGUCAUCCCUAAAGGUGUCGCCUGCCUCAUCAGCAUCUUUGGGAUUCAUCACAACCCAUCUGUGUGGCCGGACCCUGAGGUCUAUGACCCCUUCCGCUUUGACCCUGAAAACAUCAAAGACAGGUCACCUCUGGCAUUUAUUCCCUUCUCAGCAGGGCCCAGGAACUGCAUAGGACAGACUUUCGCCAUGAACGAGAUGAAGGUGGUGCUGGCGCUCACUCUGCUGCGCUUCCGCCUCCUGCCUGAUGACAAGGAGCCGCGCAGGCAGCCGGAGCUGAUCCUGCGCGCAGAGGGCGGGCUGUGGCUGCGGGUGGAGCCGCUGAGCACUGGCACAAAGUAACCCUACACCUGGCCUGGGACCACCCUACCCACCCAACUACCUCUGCGGAUCCCAGAAUAAACAGAGCUGUCACCCA